Molecule: messenger RNA, 2364 nt
Organism: Marmota flaviventris (yellow-bellied marmot)
Lineage: Eukaryota; Metazoa; Chordata; Mammalia; Rodentia; Sciuridae
Source: RefSeq, a predicted model, not a curated record
CCCUGUGAAUGGGAUGUGAUGUGAGGGGAGGGAGAUGCCUGUUAUUGACUAGUGUUGUUGGAUUGUCCUCAAGCUCAGGGAAGAUGGGGAAGUAGGGUCAGGAGGCACUGUCUGGAGCAGGAGUAGAGGUGUGGGGCCCAGCUGCUCACCCAGUGUAAGAAAUCCUCUAGUAUAGACCCCCUUGCCAGCAAGACCUGGAAUAAGGUGGGCAAACAAUGGUGUUUGAGAAUAGGAGAUCUGGGCCCCCAACCAGGUAGCCGUUGGGCGCCUCAGUGGAUAAAGGAAGGAAACUGUGGUCCUUAUCUAGGGUGGCUACGAAACUCAGGCCAGAGGGAACCAGGCCUGCAGAAGCAACAUUAUAUGUGAUUGUGGGCUAGGCCCUGGGCUGGUGCUGCUGGGGCCCCAUCUGUGGGGACAUUUGAGUCCUUGCCCAAAGUCUCCUGAGCUGGGCAGAGUUGGAGAAGGGGCCAUGGGCUUUGGGCCCCAGGCAAGAAAGGCAGUAGAGAGAAGGGAAGGUGAGCUGAUGGGUGAGUGCAUGGGGCCUAAGGGUCACCCGGCAAUUGAAAAGGCUGGGAGCUGAAGGAAAGCUGAUAUGUAAGGAGAUGGAAGGGACAGGGGAACUCCUGGGGGCAGCGUUUCCUCCAUGGAGAACCUCAGGUGGGUGUGAACAGGAGGCAUGAUGUCUGGUUUGCACCUUAUGUGUGCAAGGUUGGCCAGCCAUAUUGGACUUCUAGAGAUAAAACGGCCAGCAAGUAUUAGCUGGGUUGACUGUCCACACACAGUGAGGUUCUAGGGAGGACAAAUUUAUAACCACAGUGGGUAGAGACCAGGACCCGUGGGUUCUGCCCCAGUCUUCAGCAUUCACCAUUACUCUCAGCCUUCCUCCAGUAUGUGGCAGGGCACAUGGGUCCAUACACCCUGCCCCCCUCCACCUGAGGUAUAAAGGAUGGGUCUCUUCCAGGCCACCUGUAUCAUCAGCCCAGCAUGGCUGUUAUUGAUAGGAGGAGAGCCCCUGUAGUCUGAGGAGAUGCCACUGCUUGAAGACUGGCCUUAAUCUCCAGCCUGGCACUGAGCCACCUGCAGCCUAACAGGAGUUAACCUUGGCUCCCAGCCUGACUCAGCUGAGCCUGGAUCCUACGAGUAGGCAAGAGCUCACUCUGAGUCCCUGGCCCAGCUACUCUGACCUCUACCCUAGACCCUCUGCACUGGAUGGAGCUGAUCCUGAGUAACAGCCCAGCUAAACUGACUCUGGGUCCUGCUUGCCAACCAGAGUUGACCCUGAGAUUCAACCUGACCAAGCUAACCCUGGAUCCCACACACCAGCCAGAGGUGACCCUGAGCCCCAGGCUAGCUGAGCUGACCCUGGAUUCCACAUGCCAUCCAGAGAUGUCCCUCCGUCCUGACCCAGCUGAGCUAACCCUGGAUCCCAGACACCAGCCAGAGGAGACCCCACUCCCCAGCCUGGCUGAGUUGACACUGGAGCCUGUGCAUUGUCGACCUGAGCUCCUGGAUGCUUGUGCUGACCUCAUCAAUGACCAGUGGCCCCGCAGCCGUGCUUCUCGCCUACACUCCUUGGGCCAGUCCUCAGAUGCCUUCCCUCUCUGCCUGAUGCUGCUGAGUCCUGGUCUUACCCCUGAAGCAGCUCCCAUUGUGGUGGGUCAUGCCCGUCUGUCACGAGUGCUGGAUCUGCCCCAGAGCCUCUUAGUGGAAACAGUGGUUGUGGCCCGAGCCUUUAGGGGCCGUGGCUUUGGCCGCCGUCUCAUGGAGGGCCUGGAAGUCUUUGCUCGGACCCGGGGCUUCCGUCGGCUGCACCUUACCACUCAUGAUCAGCUAUACUUCUAUGCCCACCUGGGCUACCAGUUGGGUGAGCCUGUUCAAGGCCUUGUCUUCACCAGCCAACGGCUGCCCUCCACCCUGCUCCGUGCCUUCCCAAGGGCCCCCUCUUCCCGGCCAUCCUGCAAAGUCCCAAGCCUGACUGCCCAAGCAGCCCCAAGGGGACCUAAGGGGCCUCCACUGCCACCACCCCCUCCCCUGCCCCAGCCCACCUCACCCUCAUCUCCAGAAGGGCCCCUUCCACAAAGCCUGCUGGAGACACAAUACCAAGACCUCAGGGGAUGCCCCAUAUUCUGGAUGGAAAAAAAUAUCUGAGGGCCCCUUGGGACAAAGCACUGCCCUUCUGAGUCCCUGAACUUCCCAGAACAAUACCAGCCUCAGCCCACUGACCAUAUUUCAUCCCUUAACCCCUGGGGGCAGCUUUAGCCUGGGUAUGUUUCCUGGGUAUCAGAGGGGGGCUAAAUGGGGUAGCUCCAGUAGCUCUGGCUUAGAGUCAUCAGUGUAGCUGAAUAAAGGCUUCUGUUGAGUGUA